AUGUCACGCCCGAUUACAGAAAGUCGAAUGGCUUCAUCGACCAGUUUCUUUUUCUUACCAUCAAAUAUGAUUCGAUCAACAACUAUCUCGACAACAUUAAAAGCUAAACGACGAUGUUGUUCUUCAUUUUUUAUUACUGAUAUACUCAAUAAUCAUAGUCGUUCACCAUCACCUAACAAUAAAAUAUGUUUAACAUCAACAAUAGAUAAAGAUAGUGGUGAUGAAGAUGAUACAAUAUUACAUGAUAGUGAUGAUAAUGAUUCAGAUAUUGGUGAAGAGAGUAAUACUUCAGAUAGUGGUCAUGGUAUUAAUAAUAGUUCAUUAAAAACAAAUAAAAAACCACGAAAAGCUCGUACUGCAUUUACUGAUCAACAAUUAAAUUGUUUAGAAAAAAGUUUUGAAAGACAAAAAUAUUUAAGUGUUCAAGAUCGUAUGGAACUUGCUGCUCGUCUUAAUCUAUCUGAUACACAAGUUAAAACAUGGUAUCAAAAUCGAAGAACUAAAUGGAAACGACAAGCUGCUGUAAGUUUAGAAUUUCUUGAACAACAAGGUAGUAUUGCUGCUGUUCAUCGAUUGCUUCAACAUCAUCAUCAUCAAGCUACUAAUGGUAUUGGUGGUGCACAUCCUUCUCUAUGGUAUUCACCAUAUUUAACUCCAACAACAGCUGCUGAUGCUCUUUUUGCACUUCAACAAAGAUCUUUAAUAGACUCACAUAAAUCAUCAUCUGAAUCAUCAUCUUCAACAAUUACUAGCCCGAACAAAUCUGUAUAA
Molecule: messenger RNA, 771 nt
Organism: Adineta steineri
Lineage: Eukaryota; Metazoa; Rotifera; Eurotatoria; Adinetida; Adinetidae
Source: the annotation of a GenBank genome assembly